UAUAGAAUAAAUUAUAUGGAUUGCUAUGAGGUGAUAGUGUGGUGCUCUCUCUUACUUUCUUCCUUCAUACCCAACAUCACUGCACUGAGCAGUAUCACUCCAAAUAAGCCCUUGCAUCGUAAUGAAACCCUGGUUUCAGCAUCUGGAACCUUUGAAGCAGGAUUCUUUAGCAUUGGAAGUUCUCAGAGAUAUUACUUUUGCAUAUGUUACAAGAAUAUAUCACCUAGAACAUUUGUAUGGGUGGCCAACAGAAACACCCCAUUGGAUAACUCCACUGGGGUUUUGAAAGUCAGUGAUUGGGGGAAUCUUGCUGUACUUGAUGGCACUGGUGCAAAUGUUUGGUCAUCCAAUGCAUCAACCACUGUUCAGAAGCCAACUGUGGAGCUCUUGGACUCUGGCAACCUUGUUGUGAAAGAUGGUGGUAGUAAUGCCCCAGAAAAGAUUUUGUGGCAAAGCUUUGAUUAUCCUGGUGACACUUUACUUCCUGGAAUGAAACUCAGAAGCAGUUUUGUGACAGGUGCACUUAGUUCUCUGACAUCAUGGAGGAACACGGAAGAUCCUGCUGUGGGGGAAUUUUCAUUGUAUAUUGAUCCUCAUGGUUUUCCUCAGAGAGUGACUACAAAGGGAGGGACUUGGUUGUACAGAGCAGGUUCGUGGAAUGGUUAUCAAUUCUCAGGAGUUCCUUGGAAACUGUUGCCCAAUUUCUUCAAUUACUAUUUUGUGUUAACCAAGGAGGAAGUGUAUUAUGAGUAUGAACUCUUGGAACGUUCUGUUGUUACAAGGUUUGUGAUCAACCAAGCAGGUAGCGAUCAACGUUUCACAUGGUCAGAGAGAACAAAGAGUUGGGAGCUUUUUGCCUCUGGCCCCAGGGAACAGUGUGAAAACUAUGCCUUGUGUGGUGUAAAUUCUGUUUGCAAUGUAAAUAGCUACCCCAUAUGUGAAUGCUUGGAUGGUUUUAUCCCUAAGUUCACAGAAAAGUGGAGAUCAUUGGAUUGGUCUGGUGGGUGUGUUCGGAGAAUGAGUCUGAGUUGUGACAAUGAAGAUGGUUUUGUUAAGUACGAGGGAAUGAGAUUGCCAGACACAUCUUCCUCCUGGUAUGACGCAAGAAUGAGUCUUGAUGAAUGUGAGAGGGUGUGCUUGCAAAACUGCUCUUGCACAGCAUACACAAACUUAGAUGUCAGAGGUGGUGGGAGUGGCUGCCUUCUUUGGUUUGGUAACAUUGUGGAUAUGGGAAAACAUCUCUCCCAAGGACAAGAGAUUUACAUACGAAUGGCUGCUUCAGAUAUAGAGAACACUUGGCAUAAAAGGCACAUUAACAAGAAGCUUGUGGUGGUUUUGGCAGCACUUGUUGCGUUCAUUAUAGUCAUAACAUUAGGAUCAGUUCUAUACAUACGGAGAAAACUUGAGAAACAAGGAAAGACAAAUAUAGUGGACCAGAUGCCUAACACUAUAAAACAUGGGAAGAAAGACAUUGACUUACCAACCCUUGAUUUAUCAACCAUUGAUAAUGCCACUCGUAAUUUCUCUGUCAAUAACAUAUUGGGAGAAGGUGGAUUUGGACCAGUUUACAAGGGUGUUCUGGCAAAUGGACAAGAAAUAGCUGUUAAGAGACUUUCCAAAAAUUCUGGACAAGGAUUAGAUGAAUUCAGAAAUGAAGUGGUGUUGAUUGCCAAUCUUCAGCACCGGAAUCUUGUAAAGAUUCUAGGAUGUUGUGUUCAAGAGGAGGAGAGAAUCUUAAUCUAUGAAUUCAUGCCUAACAGGAGCUUGGAUCUUUACAUUUUUGAUAACACAAGAAAGAAAUUAUUGGAUUGGAGCAAACGCUUCCAAAUUAUAAGUGGCAUAGCUAAAGGUCUUCUAUAUCUUCAUCAUGAUUCUAGACUAAGGAUCAUUCACAGAGAUAUCAAAGCAAGCAAUAUUCUUCUUGAUAAUAAUAUGAAUCCAAAGAUAUCAGACUUUGGACUAGCAAGAAUGCUUGUUGGUGAUCACACUAAAGCCAAUACAAAAAGGGUUGUAGGAACUCAUGGUUACAUGCCUCCUGAAUAUGCAGUGUAUGGAUAUUUUUCAGUGAAAUCAGAUGUCUUCAGCUUUGGUGUUAUUGUGCUAGAGAUUGUUAGUGGGAGGAAGAACACAAAAUUUCUUGAUCCACUGAACCAACUUAACCUUAUAGGGCAUGCUUGGAGAUUGUGGAGUGAAGGGAGGCCUUUGGAGCUGGUUGAUGAAUCACUAGGUGAUUCAGUCAUUGAAAGUGAAGUGUUGAAAAUUGUUCAUGUGGGGCUCUUGUGCGUGCAAGAAAGACCAGAGGAUAGGCCCAACAUGUCAAGUGUGGUUCUGAUGCUGAAUGGUGAGAGCCCAUUGCCCAAGCCCAAGCAGCCUGCAUUUUAUCCACACCAUGAAGAUUUUUCUUCAUCCACCAAGUGUGAAUUCAGCUCAAAUGAUAUGUCCAUCAGUUUAGAGGCAAGAUAUUGGAUUAAAGUAAUAAUGAGAAUAAUGGUGUUAUUAGUGAUGAUGGAAAGCUUAAAGGCAAUGGUUUUGUGGUCUCUUGUGUUGCAUUUCAUACCAGGUUUGAGCACCCUUGAAACCAUUGGUCCUGGCCAAUCAGUGAAGGAUAAUGAGACUCUAGUUUCAGCAGAUUGGACUUUUGAAGCAGGGUUCUUCAACUUUGGGGAUCAAAGUAGUCAAUACUUUGGUAUAUGGUACAAGGAUAUUUCUCCAAGAACAGUUGUGUGGAUAGCCAAUAGAGAUACUCCAGUUCAAAACUCCUCAGGAGUUUUGAAUGUAACUCAUGUGGGAAAUCUUUUCAUUUUGAAUGGUUCAGGGGCCAUAUUCUGGUCUUCCAAUACAUCAACAGCUGCAAAGAAUCCUGUUGUGCAGCUUUUGGAGACUGGAAAUCUUGUUGUGAGAGAAGAAAGCAACCCAGAGAAUCUUCUAUGGCAGAGUUUUGAUCUUCCUGGGGACACUUUGUUGCCAGGGAUGCGACUUCGAAGUAGCAUGGGAAAUGGCAGUUUUACAUCUCUGACAUCUUGGAGAGACACAGAAGAUCCUGGUAGAGGUGUGUAUUCAUAUCACAUAGAUGCUCGUGGUUUUCCUCAAGUGGUGAUUAUGAAGGGAGGGGCAUUGUUGUAUAGGCCAGGUUCAUGGAAUGGCAAUAUUUUAUCUGGAAUUCCUUCUGCAACAUUGUACAAAAACUUUAAUUUCUCUUUUGUUAUAACUGAGAAGGAAGUCUCUUAUGGAUAUGAACUACUGAACAAGUCAAUUGUUUCGAGGUACAUGAUCACGUUAACAGGUCAAAUACAACGUUUUGUUUUGUCUGAUUUGACAAAUAGUUGGCAGCUUUUCUACUCAGGCCCCGCAGACCAGUGUGAUAAUUAUGCCGUUUGUGGGGUGAAUUCUAAUUGUGAUGUAAAUAGCUCUCAAACGUGUGAGUGCCUUCAGGGUUUCAUUCCCAGAUCCGAAGAAAAAUGGAAUGCACAAAACUGGUCAGAUGGGUGUGUUAGGAGAGUUAAUUUAGAUUGUGGCAACAGUGAUGGCUUUCAGAAGUAUCAGGGAACGAAGUUGCCGGACACAUCAACCUCAUGGUUUGACAGAAGCAUGAACCUUGAGGAAUGUAAGAAUUUCUGUCUGGAAAACUGCUCCUGCACAGCAUAUGCAAAUUUAGAUAUCAGAAAUGGUGGAAGUGGAUGCUUGCUUUGGUUUAAUAACAUUGUGGACGUGAGAAAACUAACCACCGGAGGACAAGAUCUUUUCAUAAGAGUGUCAGCUUCAGAUCUAGGUCAUGAAAAAGGCUUACGCAAGAAGCAGCUUGCAGGAGUUCUUGCAGGUUCUGCAGUGUUUAUUGUGGUCAUGAUAUUAUUGGCAGUGGCCAUACUUCGGAGAAAAAGGCUUGAGAAGUCAGGAAACAACAAAAGUGUUAGCUGGAAAAAUCACUCUGUUAAGACACAGAAGGAAGACAUUGACAUUCCAAUAUUUAAGUUUUCAACCAUAGCUAAAGCAACUAAUGACUUUUGCGUUACUAACAUAUUGGGAGAAGGUGGAUUUGGACCAGUUUACAAGGGUACUUUGGCAAAUGGCCAAGAUAUAGCUGUGAAGCGGCUUUGCAAUAAUUCAGGACAAGGACCGAAAGAGUUCAUAAACGAAGUUGUGCUAAUUGCUAAUCUUCAGCACCGAAACCUUGUGAAGCUUCUUGGGUGUUGCAUUCAAGACGAUGAGAGGAUCUUGAUAUAUGAAUUCAUGACUAACAAAAGCUUGAACUACUUUAUUUUUGAUGAAGCUAGAAAAGGUUUGCUAGAUUGGGCUCAGCGCUUCCAAAUUAUUCGUGGGAUUGCCAGAGGGCUUCUCUAUCUUCAUGAAGAUUCUAGAUUAAGAAUUAUCCACAGAGAUCUCAAGACCAGCAAUAUUCUUCUAGAUGAAAACAUGAAUCCAAAAAUAUCAGACUUUGGUCUCGCUACAUCAUUUGGAGGAGAUGAAGUUGAAGGCCAAACAAAGAGAAUAGUGGGAACUUAUGGUUAUAUUUCUCCAGAAUAUGCAGCCCGUGGGAAUUUCUCAGUGAAAUCUGAUGUCUACAGUUUUGGUGUUAUAUUACUGGAGAUAGUUUGUGGAAAAAAGAAUAGGGAAUAUUCUGACGAUCAUGACCUUCUUGGACAUGCAUGGAGACUUUGGUGUGAAGAAAAACCAAUGGAGUUGAUAGAUGAAUCACUAGGCGAAUCAGUAGCUCUAGCCGAAGCUGAUGUAUUGAGAUGUAUUCACAUUGGGCUUCUAUGUGUACAAGACAGAGCAGAGGAUAGACCAGAAAUGUCAUUAAUAGUUCUUAUGCUGAAUGGUGAGAAACCAUUGCCCAGGCCAAGGGAACCUGCUUUUUAUCCCCAUCAAUCUGGCUCUUCAUCAGGAAAUAGUAAACUGCAAUCAAACAAUGAGAUUUCUAUUUCAUUGUUGGAGGCAAGAUAGUUUAUUUAUAUAUAUGAAGUUAUAGAAUUCAAUGUAAAUGAGGCAACAUUAGUCAACAUAAGAUAUAUGCUACAGUUUCACCAGAUGAAAUACA
Molecule: messenger RNA, 5035 nt
Organism: Vigna angularis (adzuki bean)
Lineage: Eukaryota; Viridiplantae; Streptophyta; Magnoliopsida; Fabales; Fabaceae
Exons: 15
Coding region: 16-4941 (1641 amino acids)
Biological process (GO): recognition of pollen; protein phosphorylation
Molecular function (GO): ATP binding; protein kinase activity
Source: RefSeq, a predicted model, not a curated record